AUGUGGAAAACAAAGAGUGUUGCUGUUGCCAUUGGGAACUUAAAUAAUGAAUAUGUUCUCAAUGGGUGCAGCUACCAAAGUCCAAAAGAAAUGUGGCCAAUCUGUCUCUUUUAUGGAGAAGACAGCCGUCUGAAUCUUGAGUUGAAUCUCGACGGCAAUUUAGCAUGGUUGAGCAACUGGGUCACCACUAUGGAGACAAGUGGUCAUUCUACUUUCGUUAUUGGCGAUUCCAUGUUUCUUGAUGCCAUGGCUGAGCCCUCGCUUGAUCCAACAAGCAAGGACAAGUUUUCCAUUUACAAUUAUGAGACGGUAGAUACCAAAGGCAAAGGGGAUCCAGUAACAGGACUUCGAUCGGGACUGGGAAGAACAAUUGAUCGAGAUCUUCCACAUGCUAUUUUAGAAG
This is a messenger RNA of Paramuricea clavata, 403 nucleotides long. NCBI's taxonomy places the organism in Eukaryota, Metazoa, Cnidaria, Anthozoa, Malacalcyonacea, Plexauridae. The record is from the annotation of a GenBank genome assembly.